Nicotiana attenuata is the source of this 1440-nucleotide messenger RNA. RefSeq lists its product as uncharacterized. The transcript is spliced from 4 exons. NCBI's taxonomy places the organism in Eukaryota, Viridiplantae, Streptophyta, Magnoliopsida, Solanales, Solanaceae. The coding region runs from base 746 to 1060 and encodes 104 amino acids. The record is from RefSeq and is a predicted model, not a curated record.
ACUUUGGCCUUUCAGAUUGUUGAAUAUGGGAAUGCUAUCAAUGAAGGAUUUAUCGGGUUAGAUAUUGGACCACUCACUGUCAGUGAGUUUAGCAAAGAGCUAGAUGAAGCAAAAACUAUCAUUUGGAAUGGACCAAUGGGAGCGUUCGAGAUUGCCAAAUUUGCUCGUGGAACAGAGGAAAUUGCAAAAAAGUUGGCAAAAGUAGAAGCAAUAACAAUCAUAAAAAAUUGGGGCUUGACGAGAAGAUGACCCACGUUUCAACGAGCUCCGCAAAUUGCUUCAGUUUUGGCGUUUCAGAUAUCCUCGCUAUCUAGUGCAAUUCCUGGAGGUUUCUUAAAAUAAACCCCUGCAAUAAAAUCAUUUGUCUAAUUUUUAGUUGGCGGGCCUUUAUUUCCCCUUUCCCUCUCAUUUCUUUUUCCCAACCCCCUUUCCCUCUCAUUCUACUAAACUCUACAUAUCUAACCAAACCUUAACUCCCUCUCUUUUUCAAUCAAAGUUUUGGGGUUCUCAGAAUUCCCCCCAUCAUGACAUUCGUCACCACACAAAAGCUUGAUGAAGAAAGGUUUGCAAAACUUUGGAGCGAGAAGCUGAAUAUUCUCUCUUCUUUCACAGAUCCAAAUUUCUCUUUUGUUCUGUUUUUGAUUCCUACUCAUCUCAAGUCAGCCAAUGGUUGGUUCUGAUCCAGGUACUUCGGGAGCUAGCUGAGCUUUCUGCUGACUUCAGAGUUUCAUUCGGAGUUGUCGAGAUGGCGAGAACUCGUGCUACCGGACGUGGUGGACGACCACCUUUGCCACCUGUUAGAGGCCGUGGACGCGGCCGUGGUCGUGGUAGAGGUAGGGCAGCAAGGGCAGUACCAGUUGACCCACCAGUUGCCCCUAUUCAGGACCAGCCUCCAGCUGUUGAUGCUCCAGCAGCACCUGUUCAGGCACCGGCAGUGCCUAAUGUGAUUCCUGGUCUUCAGGAGGCUUUAGCUCAGAUCUUAUCUGUCUGCACUGGUCUGGCUCAAGUAGUUUCAGCCUCUACUGCCGCAGCUACUUCUCAGAUCGGGGGUGAUCAUUAGACUCCCGCAGCUCGCACACCCGAGCCAGUCGUACAGGGAUUACAGACACCGGAGGCAGCCCCAGCUCAGCCAGUUGCACCGGUUGCCCCAGUUGCGCCAGUCGCACCAGCUCCAGGGUAUAUUGUUUCGGUGAUGCCAGACGACGAGCAGCGUCGACUUGAGAGGUUUGAUAGACUCCAGCCUCCGAAAUUCAGCGGUACUGAGGGCGAAGAUGCCCAGGAAUUUUUGGACAAGUGUCAGCGGAUGCUUCGCACUGCAGGGAUAUUAGAGUCUAGUGGGGUGUCUUUUAUCACCUUUCAGUUCUCAGGGCCAGCAUUUACAUGGUGGGAGGAGUUUGAGAGGCGUAGGUCUGCAAGAGCAGUACCCCUUACUUGGCAGCA